Batrachochytrium dendrobatidis JAM81 is the source of this 408-nucleotide messenger RNA. RefSeq lists its product as uncharacterized. Lineage: Eukaryota; Fungi; Chytridiomycota; Chytridiomycetes; Rhizophydiales. The record is from RefSeq and is a predicted model, not a curated record. The transcript has 2 exons. Bases 1 to 408 code for a protein of 135 amino acids.
AUGAUGCUCAUACAGAGCAACUGCGUGAAUACCUGUUUUGGCUUGUCCCGUGCUGCUACCUACAAGCCAGUCGAGUCCAAUGCGAUUCAUGUUCCAGCAUCCAAUGGUAUCCAAGGAAUGAAAUGGCCAAUUUUAAAUGCAAGCUUAAUAACUAACAAGGACAAAUAUGGGACGGGUAUCUACAAUGCCAUUACAAAUCCACCACUUAUUUGGAAUUUUGUCACUAUCCAGCAUUUCCUUAUGAGCUGUGGUAUUUGGUUGCAUCCUAUCUAUCUCCUAUUGACCUGCUUUGUUUGGGUCAAACCAGUCAAGCUUUCUACUCCUUGUGCUCCUCCAACAAUGUUUGGCGAAUUCAAUGUGGUCGGAAUGGCCCAGCCCAUUCACAUACAUCCAUGCUCGCACACAUGA